Liolophura sinensis is the source of this 1590-nucleotide messenger RNA. RefSeq names its product degenerin-like protein unc-105. Gene Ontology annotation, cellular component: plasma membrane. The record is from RefSeq and is a predicted model, not a curated record. Gene Ontology annotation, molecular function: ligand-gated sodium channel activity. The transcript has 10 exons. The coding region runs from base 1 to 1590 and encodes 529 amino acids. NCBI's taxonomy places the organism in Eukaryota, Metazoa, Mollusca, Polyplacophora, Chitonida, Chitonidae. Gene Ontology annotation, biological process: sodium ion transmembrane transport.
AUGGCCAAACACUUGGAUGCCCGCGAACUAUUCGGACAGUUUACCUCCAACACUUCCCUACAUGGAGUUAAGUACGUCUCUCAGAGUUCCAGAGGUGCACGAAGGUACUUCUGGGUUGUGGCACUCGUCUGCAUGUCGGUGCUGCUGGUGAACGUUGUAGUGAAUCAAGUGGAGAAGUUCACAAGCUACCCGUUCUACACGGUGAACACCCUGCGGCAAACGCACAGCCUACCAUUCCCGUCCGUCACGAUCUGCAACAGUAACUUGUUCCGGAAGUCUGUUGUAAUACAGGACCCUAUCAUGAAGCUUACCCUGAGAGCCAUGUACGACAACGGCCCGCGGGCCCCCGCCAUCAACUUCAGCGAUCCCCGUUUUGCCUUACAGCACACAGAACAUGACUUAAAGAAAAUAAUUGAGACCACGGCUCACCAGCUAGAGUCGAUGUUCCGAUUCUGCUCUUGGAUGUCAGAUGAAGUGAACUGUUCCGAAUACCUGACCCCACGUCAAACAAACCACGGCCUCUGUUACACCUUCAACUCGAUGGACUACAUAAAGAGUCACGGAAGACUGAACACCUCGUUUCCAGGUGAGCUCGGCGGACUCGAGCUCACCAUAGACAUAGAAGAACACGAGUAUUUCUACGGCCUAACACCUGCAUCAGGUAUCAAGGGAUCAAGGAAUGUACCUUUGCAACAGAGAUCAGCAGAUGUACCUCUGCACAGAGAUCAAGGUAUGUACAGCUGUAACAUGCUACAGGGAUCAAGAUAUCAGGAGAUCUACCUCUGCACAGAGAUCAAGGUAUGUACCGCUAUAGCAGAGAUCAAGGUCUUGGUUCAUGACCCACACAUAUCCCCCAAUAUACAAAACCAAGGUUUCCUCGUCGGCCCGGGCUCCAAGGUGUCGGCGUCAACUUCCAUCACUAAGGUCAAGUGCUUGCCUGCACCUUACAAAGCAAUGGGAGACGAAGAAUGCCUGGACACUGAAGCUCCUGAUUUUGAAUCCCCGCUAGACUUCUGUUCCACCUACGACAUCCAAGCAUGUCACAUGGAGUGUGCAUCAAAAGCUGCUAUUGCCGAAUGUGGAUGCCAGGAUGUUUUCGACCAUGCGGCCAACGUUUCAUAUUGCAGUAUCCGGGAACUCAUCAAGUGCUAUCGUCCCAGUAAGGCCAAACAUUAUCGCUCUGUCAAAUCGCAGCAAGAUUGUAAAUGUCUGAGACAAUGUAACUGGAACCAGUAUGACGUCCGCUUGUCUUCGGGCGGUUACCCCAUGGAAUGCGACAUACCGCAGAUCAUGGAACAGCGAAACAUCAGCAGGGAAUAUGUAUUUAAGAACUACCUAUCAGUGAGCGUGUUCUUUGAUCAGCUGGUGUUUACCGAGAUUGAGCAGGUUCCCUCGUACACAGCCGUGGACAUUGUGGCAAACCUUGGCGGACAGCUGGGAAUUUUCCUCGGCGCCAGUUUCCUCACGCUUACGGAAGUUGUCGAGUAUAUCGUGGGGACCUUAUGCAUGGUCUGUUAUAAACGCAAGAAAACCCUUGUUCAGAACUGGACUGCGGACAACACAGAAAAGAAGCCCGAUACAAGCAACUAA